Xenia sp. Carnegie-2017 is the source of this 1310-nucleotide messenger RNA. RefSeq lists its product as uncharacterized. Gene Ontology annotation, molecular function: connexin binding. The record is from RefSeq and is a predicted model, not a curated record. Gene Ontology annotation, biological process: positive regulation of Golgi to plasma membrane protein transport. NCBI's taxonomy places the organism in Eukaryota, Metazoa, Cnidaria, Anthozoa, Malacalcyonacea, Xeniidae. Gene Ontology annotation, cellular component: transport vesicle; plasma membrane; trans-Golgi network.
AGGGAAUAUUCCUUUACUCAGUUGUACUUUGUGAGCUAUUCGAUAAUCCGACUGCAUUCUUUUGAAAGUUAGGUUAAACGACAUUUUUUGUUUUGUAGUAAUAUAUACGAAAAUUCUUGUGUAGCUAUCUAUUUUUGAACGUAUUAAAAUAACAAUAGAAAUAGAGAUGCUUAGUUCGGACACUAUUAACAAGCUGUCGUCAGGUGAAAGCUUAUUAGAAACCUCAGAAAGAAAACCUGGAAACGAAAGACAAAUUUUAUAUGAAAAAGGACUUAAAUUUAAGAGAAAUUCCUCAUAUGAAAAUGCAUUAAAAUGCUUCCUUUGCUGUCUUCAAGAUCUUGAAGAAGAUGAUGCAUUUCCUGAGUUGCCUUCCUGUCUCCACAAUGUUGCAGAAAUGUACAGCCAACUUGGUCAAUUUGAGAAGGCCAUUCCAUUUGUCCAGGGAAAACUGUUUUAUGAAACUGCACUUAUUCAAGCUGGAAAACAAGAAUCAAAUGAGUUUAAGGACAAGGAAAGGGAUUUGUCUCUUGAUCCUAACGCAAGUUCCCAUGACGCAUUGACAGCAAACGAAUACGAAAAAUUGUCUCAAAUGUGUCUGCACGAAAAGAACAUUCAGCUUGCUUUAGAAUACGCUGGAAAGGCAACACAGCUUCGUAAAGAAUGUACGGAGAAUCGCAUCGUAUCACGAUUCAAAGCCUCAAUCAGUUCACACUUAUCUAUGCCAAGAUGGGGAGAGAACAAUAUACCGCGGCUAUGAAAAGGUUUUCUCAACCAACGGGCGAUGAUGAUAUAGCCAAUAAUGAGCAUGUCGAGGAUCGUGAAGUAUUACAUGAAGAGAGUGCAAACGAUUCUGAGGAACAGUUUCAAGUUUCUGCUGAUGAAAAGGGUAAAUCCCAAGAUGAGACCAGGAAUGAUGUAUUUUCGAGUGAAGAUGAAGGAACAGGAAAAUCAGAAUCUGGUGAUGUCAUUCAUAAAUCUUUGACAACUGAUGAGAAAUCUACAGGUGCUUCUGGACAAGUCCUGUUUUUGUGUUUUGUAUUUUCUGUCUUAUUUUCUUUAGUUUUUAGCGUCUAUGUCGGUUACAAAUAUGAAAUUAACAUAUUUGAUAUGGAAACCCACUAACUUAAAAGGUUUAAAUAUUAUUGCUAUUGUUAUUACAACGUUUCUCACCCAGUUUUUAAGAGUAGGUAAAGUCGGUGCGUCCUUUCUGAGAAGAUUUAGAUUGUUUUGAACUGUACAGAAAUAUUUAUUCUAUGUAGAAUAGUUACAUUAAUUUAUUGGGAAAAACUCGCUAUUUCUGUUUGUUGGCA